Zophobas morio is the source of this 1464-nucleotide messenger RNA. Its product is annotated as inositol-tetrakisphosphate 1-kinase-like. The coding region runs from base 134 to 1147 and encodes 337 amino acids. Gene Ontology annotation, cellular component: cytoplasm. The transcript is spliced from 4 exons. Gene Ontology annotation, biological process: inositol trisphosphate metabolic process. NCBI's taxonomy places the organism in Eukaryota, Metazoa, Arthropoda, Insecta, Coleoptera, Tenebrionidae. Gene Ontology annotation, molecular function: inositol-1,3,4-trisphosphate 5-kinase activity; inositol-3,4,5,6-tetrakisphosphate 1-kinase activity; magnesium ion binding. The record is from RefSeq and is a predicted model, not a curated record.
UAGUAGGUCUGGGGGCAUAUGACAGGCAACGUGACAACAAAUUAUUUAUUGUUGUGUAGCCCCAUUAUCAAUUCAUUCCACAUGACGCCCGUUAACAAACACUUUAAAUAACAGUUGUGAUUUCAAGCGCAAAAUGUCAAAUUUGCCAAACCGACGAAUCGCGUGCUGGAUGUCCGAGAAAAAAAUCCAAAAAAUCAACUGGAGCGAGUUCGAAGAGACGUGCAAAAAGUACGGUUUUGGCUUGUUCAAGCUGGACCUAUCCAAGCCGAUCGAGUCUCAAGGUACGUUCUGUGUUUUUUUACAUAAAUUAACCGAUAUUAUCGCUUCUGCUGAUCAGGGCGACCCUAAGUGUGCCAACCUGAUAAAGAAAGUUGAAGAUUACAUCACUACACACACUUCAGUUAUAGUAUUAGACCCCAUUCCAAACGUGCGGCAGCUCCUUAAUCGCUACAUAUCAUACAGGAAGAUCAAUUCAACCAACUUGCACAAAUACGGGAUUUUUAUCCCUAAUUUCUGCGAGCUGAGACCGACGCAUUCCGUUGACCUCCCCCAGCAGCUGAACAAUGCGAGGGUCACGUACCCCUUCAUCUGCAAACCUUCGCUGGGCCACGGGUCCAAGCAAGCCCACGAAAUGUCCAUCGUUUUUAACGAAAAAGGGCUGAAAGAUUGCAAAACGCCCUGUGUAGCACAGAGUUUCAUCAAUCAUAAUGCAGUCCUAUAUAAAAUUUUUAUUGUCGGUGAUAAGCACCACUUCGUGGAGCGGCCGUCUUUAAAGAAUUUCCAACCAUGUGAUGAGCACACCAUCCACUUUGAUAGCGGGGACAUCUCAAAAGCGGGUUCCAGGAACAGCCUGACUUUACUGGAACCCCAUGAAAGAGUCAGCAAAACAAAGCCGGAUCAGGACGUUCUUAAACGGAUCGCGGUCACGCUGCGGGACGCUUUCGGGAUGGACUUGUUGGGGGUGGACGUGGUGAUCGAGAACGCAACCGGGAAAUACGCAAUCGUCGACGUUAACGCGUAUCCAGGGUACGACGGUUUUCCCAAGUUCUUUGACGCUCUUGUGGGCUGCAUCAACAAUAAAAUCAACGCCAAAUAUGAUAAUAAAUUCGGACUGAUUGAUCUUGUCCAGGAGAAAAUUGAUGCGUAGUGUGGAUUUUUCUCUGACUGUACUGCCAAAAAAGCGUUGCUCAAAAUGCGAGUCAAUGCUCAGACAUUCCAUAUUUUUAUAAAGUUUUAAUGUAUACAAAAAGCCAAAAUUCCGUGCUGAGGCAGCGUGAAAUUGAGUAUUGUAAUUUUUGACUGGGUUUUGUUUACCAAAGAGCAAUCAUUCGAUCAAUUGAUUUCCAUGUACUUAAGCGAAAUGAACAAUUUUUGUACUUAAGUUGUAUAUAGUUAGUGUUUUAUUUAUACUACGGAUUGUUAGCAAGUGUACCCACUUCUCAAUAGACUUGGAAACAUUUUUAA